Messenger RNA from Fraxinus pennsylvanica, 1143 nucleotides. Lineage: Eukaryota; Viridiplantae; Streptophyta; Magnoliopsida; Lamiales; Oleaceae. The record is from the annotation of a GenBank genome assembly.
AUGCCUGUUUCGGCUGCAGCAGUGGGCUCAGUUUCAGCCUUUCUCUCACGUUUCUUGAGCAGUGAGAGUGCUGCUGUCACAAACCCCCAACCAUCUUUGAGCCUCUCCCGCAGUUCAUCAGGCAGAAGGCAGCCAGUGUUGGGUGCCCCUAAAGUCUCAGUUUCCAGUGGCAGCAACACUAAAACUGACGGGGUGGUGGAUCAGUCUUCUUUGUCGCCUGAUGAGAUAAAACCAGCUCGGAGGUCUGCUGACUGGAAAGCUGCAAGGGCUUAUAAUGAGAAAGGACUCAUCUAUGACGGAAAGAUCGAAGGUUUUAAUGGUGGUGGUUUGCUAAUCAGAUUUUACUCUCUCCUUGGUUUUCUUCCUUUCCCACAGUUGAGCCCUUCUCAUUAUUGUAAAGCACCUCACAAGACAGUUCAAGAGAUUGCAAGAGAUUUGACAGGUUCUGUAAUAUCUGUGAAGGUAAUCCAAGCAGAUGAAGGGAACAGGAAAUUGAUAUUUUCGGAAAAGGAAGCUGUAUGGUCAAAUUUUUCUGGUCAAUUAAGCGUGGGGGACAUUUUUGAAGCUAAAGUCGGUUCUGUUGAGGAUUAUGGUGCUUUUGUUCAUCUGCGCUUCCCAGAUGGAAAUUGUCACCUUACAGGACUUGUGCAUGUCUCAGAAGUGUCGUGGGAUUUAGUUCACGAUGUAAGAGAUGUUCUAACUGAGGGUGAUGAAGUGAGAGUCAAAAUUAUUAAUAUAGAUAGGGAGAAAUCAAGGAUCACAUUGUCAAUAAAACAACUGGAAGAAGAUCCACUUUUAGAAACACUGGACAAAGUUAUUCCUCAGGAUUCCUCCCUCAAUCUGGAUACCUUGAAUGCAAGCAAUCAUUUUACCAUUGAACCUCUUCCUGGGCUUAACAUGAUAAUUGAAGAGCUAUUGCAGGAAGAUGGGAUACAUCAUGUGAAAAUUACUCGACAAGGAUUUGAGAAACGGGUGGUUUCACAAGAUUUGCAACUUUGGCUAUCAAAUGCCCCACCUACCGGAAAUAAGUACACUCUACUUGCUCGAGCUGGAAGACAGGUACAAGAAAUACUACUGACUACAUCACUUGAUCAAGAUGGAAUUAAAAAGGCAUUGCAGCGAGUAUUAGAACGUGUGCCUUGA